AUGCGCCCAUUGACAGAGGAAGAGAGCAAGGCUGUCUUUGCAAAACUAGCAAAUUACAUCGGCAAAAACCUCGUACAUCUCAUUGACAGAGAAGAUGAACCCCACUGCUUUCGGCUCCAGAAGGACCGCGUGUUCUAUGUCUCCGAGUCGUCCAUGAAGCUGGCCAUCUCUGUUGCAAGACCAAAUCUCGUGAGCCUGGGCACAUGUUUCGGCAAAUUCUCGAAGAGCGGCAAGUUCAAACUCCACGUCACUGCCGUGGACUACCUUGCGCAAUACGCGAAGUACAAGGUGUGGAUCAAGCCUAAUGGCGAGAUGCCCUUCCUGUACGGCAAUCACGUUUUGAAGGCCCACCUUGGCCGGAUAACGGAAGACACCCCCGAACAUCAGGGAGUUGUUGUCUUCAGUAUGAAUGACAUACCACUGGGUUUCGGUGUGACUGCAAGGUCCACAGUGGAUACCCGGAAACUCGACCCUACGUCAAUCAUUGUUUUCCACCAAUCUGAUGUUGGGGAGUACCUUCGUGACGAGGAAACACUCUUCUAG
This is a messenger RNA of Trametes versicolor FP-101664 SS1, 543 nucleotides long. Its product is annotated as cytosolic large ribosomal subunit protein. Gene Ontology annotation, biological process: ribosome assembly; ribosomal large subunit biogenesis. The coding region runs from base 1 to 543 and encodes 180 amino acids. Lineage: Eukaryota; Fungi; Basidiomycota; Agaricomycetes; Polyporales; Polyporaceae. The transcript has 6 exons. The record is from RefSeq and is a predicted model, not a curated record. Gene Ontology annotation, cellular component: preribosome, large subunit precursor; nucleolus; nucleus. Gene Ontology annotation, molecular function: RNA binding.